UUCUGUACAUUAAUACAACACCAUGAAACAGCCCAUCGAAAACAAGAAACAGUUCGUCUCCAACUCCAAGUACGGGGCAGUUGUAUCCGUGUGAAAAAGCUCGGACCCUCGUGUCACGAAAUGCAUGCGCCGCCGCGGCCUGGAUGGAGCCAGGCAGCAGGGUCAUCUUCCUUCCGUUUCUGUUCUUCUCCACUGCCUGUGUUUAAUCCUGAAGCAAACCCUAAUGGAGGGGCAAUGCUGUUCUAAGCGGGCCAACAGAUCCAAAUCGUAUCCAGCCACGGGACCUGAGACAGAGGCAGCCCCACGUGAGCGUCGUGGGGUUAUUUCCCUCGUUAAAACCUAUGGAUUUGUAGCAUUAUCUCUCAAGAACCCCAGACCAAAAAAAAAACUCGCUUGCUUAACUUGUGAAACCGCUGAGGUAGAAGCAAAACCUCCCAAAAAAAGGGUUGGAAAGCAGAUGAUAAAAAGCCCCACGGGAUCACCCCGAAUACAAGUGUUGAAGCAAUCGAAUAAAAAAAUCCAUUUCUUUAUCCCUCAGCCUUGACGGUGGCGGCGACCAUGGCGGGGUGCGGGGCGGCGGCGGACGAGAACCCGGCGGCGGAGGAGCUCGCGAGCGGCGCGGACGCCAGCUUGAAUGCCUUCUUUGACCACGCGGGGUUGGAGCUGGCGGCGGCAGCCGGAGGCGGGCAGGGGGCGGACGACGACGAGGAGGAGGAGCUGGAGUGGCUCUCUAAUAUGGACGCGUUCCCUUCGGUGGAGACCAUGUCGGCGGAGGUGGAGGCUGCGCCGUCGGCUGCGCCGCCGGCGCGCCUGGAGCCGCUGCCCCACGCGUCGCACGCGGUGGGGCCGAGGACCAAGGGCUUGCGGCGGCGGCGGCGGGUGACGGCGCCGUGGAGCGUCCCGCCGGUCCUGCCGCCGCCCGCGGGCAGCGGCGCGCCGCGGCGCCGGUGCACGCACUGCGCGUCGGAGGAGACGCCGCAGUGGCGGCAGGGCCCAGCGGGGCCCAGCACGCUGUGCAACGCGUGCGGCGUGCGCUUCAAGUCCGGGCGCCUGUUCCCCGAGUACCGCCCCAUCCUCAGCCCCACCUUCUCCCCGCUGCUGCACUCCAACUCGCACCGCCGCGUCAUGGAGAUGCGCCGCCACGUGGAGGCGGAGGAGGCCGCCCCCGCCGCCGGCCGCGCCGGCGCCAGGGUCCGCCGCGCCGAGCGCGCCGCGGCGCGCGCCGCCAAGGGCGAGUGAUGGCGCAGCUUUCGUUUGGCGAUGGAGGCGACCGGAGACCGGCCAUGAUUACCUGACCUCCGCUCCUUUUAUCUCCGUAGUUUUCGUUCGCAAUUCUAGUUUUUGUUAGGACUGGGUAGGAUUAGGAGGUCGAUGCAGCAGCUGCAGACGAGAGGGAGGGAAGAGCGUCGUCGUGAUCAAAUGUCCUGUGCAACCGUUGCUUCUGCUGUAAACAAGACUCAUGGAGGUCACCAAACUGCUCUAGUCCAUCCGCUGUAGUCCAUCCGCUGUAGCCUGUAGGGAUUGGAUGGGAUGGGACGGAGGAGAGUCAAUCAUGGAGAGCAUGGGAGGAGAGCAUACAUGGAGGGCGACAUGUCUGCCACUCAACGGCCUUUGCUUUCUGUUUCGCAUGGGAGGAGCAUACGAUUUCGACGGGUUUUUGCUUCCGUCUCCCCAUGAGUGAUGAGGCCGGCAAAUCACGCUCAUCUUCUACCUACCACACACGGAAGAGAAGAAGAGAUGGCCGCCUUCGUUGCACCGUCCGCGGAUAUAUGCUCUUGCCCCGUCUGUCAGUGGCCGUGCAGCGCUUCCUGUCAUUCUUCUUCCCUCCUGGAACUGGAAGUGGCGAUGGCGACUGGCAACGUGCUCGCGGUCGCAGGUCGCAGGUCGCAGCCUUCUAGUUUCAGGAGGUUGCAGAAGCCCAAACCGAGCAAAAGCUUUAUCACUGCAUUGCGUCAAUAUUCACAAGAAGCUGCUGGGUCAGCCGUCCGUCGUUGCAGUGCAGCGCACGGCCCUGGCAUUUAGUUUUGCGAGCAGUGGCAAAAAGAGCAAAUUAUGGCGCCCCAGGCGCAUGUGGGCUACUGGGCUGGAUGUUGCUUGCUGGUACGCCCAUGCUCGAUUCUGGAGUACAUUUGAUGCAGUACUCUGCAUAUCAUCCCGUGUUCUUGUUUCUUCAGACUUGCAUGGAAUGCAGUAUACCCUUUGCUGUUCUAA
This is a messenger RNA of Zea mays, 2211 nucleotides long. Its product is annotated as GATA transcription factor 4. The transcript is spliced from 2 exons. NCBI's taxonomy places the organism in Eukaryota, Viridiplantae, Streptophyta, Magnoliopsida, Poales, Poaceae. Gene Ontology annotation, biological process: regulation of DNA-templated transcription; cell differentiation. Gene Ontology annotation, cellular component: nucleus. Gene Ontology annotation, molecular function: zinc ion binding; sequence-specific DNA binding. The record is from RefSeq and is a predicted model, not a curated record. The coding region runs from base 559 to 1239 and encodes 226 amino acids.